AGUUGUUUUAAAUUAACAUGAAAUUGAAUUGAGUGUCCAAACAAAUUAAAGAGUUGCUGUGGAAAUUCCUGCUUUAAAAAAUGUACAACCAGAAAUUUGCUAAGCUUCUGCAGUACCAUUUGGCAAGAAUUUCCAAGAGCUAUAUAGCUACAUGAUAUAGCAAUCCUCCAUUUCGUUAUUCCUAUUUUGUGCUGAAAUCCAAGGAAUACAAACAUGUCCUAAAGAAAGCAUUGGCCCAAAAAUAUGGACUGUUUAUUAUUUCCACAGAUGCUGUCUGAUCUGCUGAGUUCUUCCAGCACUUUGUGUGUGCUGUUUUGAAUUUCCGGGAUCUGCAGAAUUCUUGUGUUUAAUAUAAACAUGAAUUGUAAGUUUUCCAAACUUAUUUCUCACAAAUAAUUAAACUGAAAUAAAACAGAAUAUGUCAAAAACACGCAGCAGAGCAGGCAGUUUCUGUACAAAGAACAACUGCAGCUUUUGAGUGAAAUGUUAGAAUUCUGUUCCUAUCUCCACCGAUGCUGCUGACAACAACCGGAAUUUCUAACCAGAACUACUCAGUUUUCACACGUUGUUGUGUUUGCGCUUGCUGUAUUGACGAAAAGUAUAACAGGAUUCACUCACAGGCGGAAGACUGUCCCCUUUCCUAACUUUUAGGCAUUCGGUCUGCUCCGAUCGCUGUGGAACCAAGAAUUCCUGGUUAAAGGAGAUCAGUGGGUGGAGUUUAAUCUGGGGUAGAGAUCGGUGUGGGACAAUCCGUACUAUUCCGAGCAACAGACUGGAGCAUAUCAACGGGUCGUUCAGGAUGCGUGCAGGAAGACUUUUCUCCUUGAAAUGCCCAGACGUGCCGAGUGCUUGUCCCGCCGCCGGUGAGCAGACACACCCAGGUUGAGGUGCGCCCGCAGGAAACGGCCCAUCCCAAGCAGGAAGAACCUUAUGCCCGCCGUUUCCGUGGGGUGUUGGGAGUCGAAGCACGACCAUGCUCGGUGCAGCCGUCUGCCUUUUGCUGUUACUGGCCCGGGCCGUGCCCACAGGUGCUGGAAUGAUUUCAGUCACUGCUGACCAAGGUGUGACAAUCAACAUCAGACAAGCAACAGGCAACCUGAGCCUUACUGAAUGCCAAAUGUGUACCGGGGAAGGGGAUUGUUAUUCAGAGUAUCAGAUCCUUCCAGGAGACACCCUGUUCUUCAAGUUCACCUGCAGUGAUCCCGAGCACCACUUCAUCAUGGAAGUUAAGAAAGAUAUUGCUGAAGCUGAUGACCUCGAAGAUCUUCUACCUCAAAAUCUCCCGAGGUUGAACACUACAUACAUCUGGGCCAUCAAUGUGCCUUACAACGUUGGUGUGGGGAUGAGCUUUCCUCAGAAUCGCCUGCAACAGAUGGACUCUGGCCAUUGUCCAGACUUGGUGAAGUACACAAUUAAAGGACAUGUCAGAUUUGACGAUAAAAAGGAAGUACUUGUUGGUACCUUUUGUAAGAAUGGGACUAUUUACAAUCUGAAGAUUCAAGGCAGAACACUGAUAGCCCUUGAGGUUCCUUGGUCCACAAUGAUUGAUGAUCCAGGAUUUGAACUUUAUUUUUUAUCACCUAUAAAAAGGUUCAGUGUUGUUGAUGUGGUACUACAGCCAAGUUCUUCAGUACACUUCAUGUCAGCCAACUGGCCCCAGGGUUUUCCAAAUGAUGAACUAAUGACAUGGACCUUCGCUGUACCUUCCAACCACCAUGCCAACGUUACAGUGGAGAGCUCCACCUUCCCCAGCUGUGUGAAAAGGGAGGCAGGCUGGUUUUUUGGCCCAUCUGUGCUCAGCAAGAAGUUAAACCAAUUUCACAAAAAAUUCAUGCUGACUUUGCAGAACUGUGACAUGGAUAGUUCAAGUGCCACUGGACUGACAUUGCACUUUAAAGUUGAGGUCUUUACUGACCAUGGGGAGAGGUUUGAAAUUAAACUGAGGAAGGAAGAUGAUGCUUUGGUGAAAUUUAAACAGCUGUUGGAAGACAGCAAUGGCUUGUUCUGCAUCUGCAAGUUUCCUGUUGCAUCUGACUGUGCCUCUGAGCUGCAACUCAAUCCGGGUGACCACCUCAAUAUCUCUUUCCACUUCCAGUGUAACGUGGCAAAGGACAUUGCUGUGGAAGCUACCAGGAACAUAUCCUGUAAAGACCAGGACAAGUGCUCAGUGAAGAAUGUGGAUCUCGUCCUGCCGUCUGAAAUUACCUCCUUGCCAGUACUUCAACAAACAUUCAAGUGGGUCCUUGAAGCUCCACCUGAGAUGACGAUAGAGUUAGCUGCCAAAAGGCUAAAGCUCCAACAACUUCUUCCAGGCCAAAGCUGUGAUGGCAACUUGACUUACAACAUGAGUACGUUCUGUGAGAAUGGGGCCAGGUCCACAGUGGGUCUCUUCUGUCCUGGCGGAGCAAUGGAACUGAUUCAGACCACUGACAGUGUGUCAUUGGAACUUCUGACAUCGGAUGGGUGGGGCUCCAGCGAUGUAGACAUCAGCCUGUCCUUCAUUCCACGUGUCACAGAGGACUACAUUAUGAAAGUCACCCCAGAAGCUGGUUCUUCUAUCAAUCUUCUAACACCCAACUGGGAGUUAGGAAUGCCAAAUAAGUUGACAGCAUCAUGGGAUAUCUCCAUUCUGGAAGACCACAUAGCUGAACUGAGCUUCCUGAAUCAGUCAAUGCCUCACUGUGAGCACGGACAUGUAAUUAUCAGCGUGGAUGAGCAAUGGGAGCAUUCCAACUUGAUCAGUUAUCGGGAAACAGAUGCUUUGCCCGAUUCACCCAUUACUCUGGCCCAUAGAUUCUGGCUCAAUGUGUCCAACUGUGAGCCUUCAAGUGGACAACUGAACCUCGUGUUCCACAUGCUGGUAAAGGAGUAUGAAGAUAACAUGGAGGUGCUGAUGACCUGUGUCGCAGCAGUGGGAGGACUGGCUCUGAUUGCCACUCUUGUUGUGAUCGUGUGUUGUUUGCAAAAACGGAGAAGACAGCAAAGACAGCCUGCUGUUGGCAUCUACAAUCCCAGUGUGAACACUCACAGACCCAGGCACCAGCGGAAGUUUGGCAAAACUAGGCAGGAGAAUGAGUCUCAUAUUUACGCUGUUAUUGACGAAGACCGUGUUUAUACUGAUUAUUUUAACAACACACAGUUUCUGCCCAUUCCGGAGGUGGAUGUGUAUCGGCCUUUCCAAGGCCCCAUGGGCAAUGUCCUGCCUACUCUCCCACCUCCACGUGGUACUGUGCCUAAGGGGUCCAAUCCAGAGACUGUGCCCAUGGUGUCCAAUGACCUAUAUACAUUUUCAGUAAAGAAGGCGGAUGUAGAAAACAAUGGGGAGACAGUGACUUUCCUUGGGAAUGGCGAAAAGGAUUCUAGCUCAUAGCAAAGCAUGUUUACUGGUAUGAGUAACAGUGUAAAUGUGUAAAUAGCUGGCAUCUGUCCAAACAACUCAUUGCUUUUCAUGGACUGAUUUUACCGGUGAAUACAGCAGUGUUUAGUUUCCAGGUAACAUUUUUUCAGUGAGGGUUCAGCUUCCCUGCCACUGAGCCAGGAGCUCCUGUGCAGGUAUUUUCCAGAACCUGCAGUUUGUAGUGCAGUAUUUUGACCAUGGAAUGAAUGUUGGUGGUUUGAGUAUCUCAAAACCUGCUAAUCUCCUGGGAUUUUUCAUCCACAACAGUUUACAGAAAAUAGUGUAUAAACCAAAAAACAUCUUGUGAGUGGCAGUUCUGUGGGCAAAAAUGCUUUGUUAAUGAGAGAGGUCAGAGGAGAAUUACCAGAUUGGUUCAAGCUGACAGAAGGUAACAGUAACACAGAUAAACACAUGUUACAACAGUAGUGGGCAGAAGAGCAUCUCUGAAUGCACAGCAUGUUGAACCUCGAAGCCGAUGGGCUACAGCAGCAGAAGACCAUGAACAUACACUCAGUAGCUUCUUUGUUAGAUACAGAAGGUAUCUAAUAAAGUGGUCACUGAGUAUAUAUAGGCAACUGGGAGCAAGGGGAUCUCUUGAAGAAGAGGGUGUAAGAAAGGGGUAAACUAUGUGUGAAGUCAGGGGACAUGGGUUAGGUCCCAAAGUGAAUACUUCUCUGUAUCCACCAAGCAGAAUUAAGGGGAUGAUAGUGAAUUCAGAGAAGAAUAUGUUGAUGGUCUGGAGAAUCUCAGUAUUAAGAAAGUGGAAGAUGUCCUAGAAAACAUAAAGGCUCAUAAAUCCUCAGGGCCACAUGAGAUUUAUCUCAGAAUGUUAUGGAAAACAAAGUAGGAGGUUGCUGGGGUCCUGAUGGACAUUUUUACAUCUUUGUCAUUCAUGAAUGAGGUACCAUAAGAUUGAAGGAUAGUGAAUGUUGUUCCUUUAUUUAAGAAGAGCAAUAGGGAUAAGCCAGGUAUCUACAGGUGGAUGAACUUUAUAUUAGUAGUAGUAAAAUUAUUUGAGGAAGUUCUAAGAUAUAGGAUUUAUGUACAUUUUGAAAGGCAGGGGCUGAUCAUGGCUUUGCUUAUGGGGUGGUUGUCAUUGUCUCAGUAAUUUGGCUGUUUUUUGAGGAGAUAACUAAGAAAGUGAUGAAGUGCAGUAAUAUCUAUAAGGCAUUUGACAAGGUGUUACAUGCUAGGCUAGUCCAGAGCACAAAUAGGAGAAGGAGUAGAGCACUCAGCCCUCAGACCUGUUCCGCCAUUCAUUAUGAUCAAUGCUGGACUCAACUCCCCUUCGGUACCAUUUCUUCAUACCCCUCGAUUCCCCCAUCUGUCAAAUCAUGUGAUCCAGCUUCCCCCACCCCCUCCUCCACCUAAGGAUAGAAAAUUACAGAGAUUUUUCCACCCUCUAAGAAAAGAACUUUCUACACAUAUCAACUGUAAAUAGCCAGCCCUUAAUUGUUUUAGAAUAUUAGAGCGUUUUUGACAAGAACAGGCCAUUUGACUCAACACAGCUUGCCAAAUUCCUAGUGUGUUAAAGUAACUAUCAAAUUUAGAUUUGAAAGUCUCUAAGGUACAACUCUCAACUACAUAACUAGGUAGUUUGUUCUAUAUGUCCUUAACUCGCUGUGUAAAGAAAUGCUUCCUGAUGUGAGUCUGAAAUCUCCCUUUAACCAGUCUCCACCUCUGGCCCCGUGUCCUUGAUGAUGGAUUAAUUCUGAAGUAGCAGCUGGCAUGCACCUUACUUAUACCCUUAAUGAUUUUGAACACUUCUGUCAUUUCUCCUCUCUUUCUAUGUCUACUUAGGCUAAGAAGAUUUACUUCUUUCAAUCUUUCCUCAUAACUCGUACUCUACAGACCUGAAAUGGGUCUCGUCACCCUUCUCUGAACUCUCUCCAGUGCCUUUACCUCCCCCACACAAUUUAGAGACCAAAACUGUACACAGUUCACAAGGCAUGGCUUCACAAGUACAUCAAACAGCUUAAGGAGAACUUCUCUAGACUUGAACUUCACUGAGCACAUUAGAUAGUCCAACAUUCUAUUACCCUUCCUAAUGGCUUCUGUGCAUUGUCUAGAUGUUGAUAGUGAUGAGUCUACCAGGACACCCAAAUCCUCAUACAAUGCACUCAAGACCUCACAUGUAUAUUUAUAUCUAAUAUUUCUGCUUUUUGUAUGUAAUACUUUAACAUUCACUUACAUUAAAUUUCAUCUGUCAUUUAUCUGCCCACAUCUGAAGUUUGUUUAGAUCUAACUUUAUUGAUUCUGCUGUUUGAAUAUUAUCAGUCUGUCCCCCUAAUUUUGUGUCAUCAGUAAACUUUAUUAGUUUUUUGUUAUGAGCUUAUCCAAAUCAUUCAUGUAAAUUAAAAUCAGCGGCGACCCUAAACCUGAUUCCUGCAGAGCCCCCUUUUAACAUCUUCUAGGUGUUGAAAUGAUCCUCUCACCAUAACUUGGUGCUUUCUUGUUUCUCAGCUAACUCUGCAUCCAUUUGCACACCUUAUCCUGAAUCCCCACCUCCUGUAAUUUGAUUGUUAACCUCUCAUUGGGUACCUUGUCUAAAGCCUUUUGAAAGUCCAAGCAUCAUCCACACUAUUGUUAUCGUAAAUUUUAGUUUCUUCUUCAUUGAAUUCCAGCAUAUUAGUUAAGCAUGAUUUCCCCUUUACUUUCUGCUAACAUGUCUGUUCUCAUCAUCUGCUUUUCCAUCUCAUUCUUUAUUACAAUACAUGCUUAGCUUACUAGUCUAUAGUUACCAGGGUCAGUGUGGUCACCCUCCUUGUAUACUGGGACAAUGUUAGCCCAUUUCCAGUCCUUAAGGAUUUCACCAGUCUUCAAUGACUUUUUAAAAAUACAUGUUCGGGGUUUGUACAUAUAACCACAGACCUCUAUAAGUUGGAUAUAUGUUGUCUUGCCCUGGAGAUUUUCAGCUGAAGCAGGACCUCACUUUCUAAGAUCUCUAAGUCACUUAAAACAACUUUAUUUUUCUAUUUAUGUUGCUAACAUCUUUGCAGGUGAAUACUUCAGCAAAAUAUGAGUUACAAGUAUCCACUAUGUGCUUCUCUGCAUAAUUUAAUACCCUACUAUUAUUCCUAAUACAUUAACCUUUCUCUUUGGCUUUUCUUUUACCACUAAGGUAUUGAAAAAAAUCUCUUGGGGUCAAUCUUAGUAUUAUCAGCAACAUCCUUAUCAACCUGUCUUUUGGCAAUCCAAAUUUCCAUCUUGACUAUAGUUUUCAUAUUUGCAUAAACAUCAUUACUAUUUUCUGUAUUCCUUAUAUAGCUGUCUUCAAUAUUUUGUAUGUACCUUAUGAUCACUUGUUCCUAAAGGAUCAACAACUUAUAUACACAAAAUUCUAUCCUGAUCAUUUCAGAGUAUCAGAUCUAGACAGGCCUUCCUUCUUGUUGGUACAUUAACAUACUGGGUCAAAAAAACAAUCAUUUAAUAUUUCAAUCCUGCAGUUAUGUUCCAUGGUUUCUGACUGUCAUUGGUGAAAACCUCUUCAUAUCUACCUUGUCAAACACCCUUAGGAUCUGAAGCUUAAAUAGAUUGCCUCACGUUCUUCUAAGCUCCUGGGAAUUGAGACCCAAACUGUUUAAUCUUCCAUUAUAGUACCUCAAACUAAUUUGAAGAAUUCUCUUUAUCUUAAGCUAAACCGUACCAGUAUGUCAUUUAACUGGAGAAGGUGCAAAAUGAGUCGUGAGGAUGUGCCUGCACAAGAGGGAUUGAGCUAAAAGGAGAAGCUAGAUAAACCUGGAGUGUUUUCUGUAGAUCUUAAGAAACUGUGGAUGACCUUAUAGUGGUUUAUGAAAGCAUGAGGGACAUAGAUAAGGUCUAAAAAGCUAAAGUCUUUUUCACAGAAUAGGGAAGUCUAAAACUACAGGGUAUAGGGUUACAGUGAGAAUGGAAAGAUUUAAAACAGCCUUGAGGAGCACGUUUCUUUACCCAGAAAAUGGUGGGGAAAUUGAACAAGCUGCUAAAGAAGAUGACAAGCAUUGUUAGAAUUAUUACAUAUAAAAGGCAUUUGAACAGACAGACAUGAAAGUUUUAGAGAGAUAUGAGCCAAACACGGGCAUAUUGGUCGGGAUGGAGGAGUAAGGUCUUGAAGAUCCUGUUUCCGUGCUCUAUAUCUUAAUAGCUCCAUGGUAAAAUCCUGAGAGAGAGAGAGACAAUCUGAUUGAAAUCAGCAGUUUGGAGUUUGACUGGGAUCCCCAAAAUGUGGUAAAUUCAGCCAGAUUUUACGGUGUGCAUUAUGCUGUAGAAUUAACAAUGGAGCCUGCCACAUGCACACAGAUCAGCUUGUGGCCAAAGCGUGAUUUGAACAUGGAGCUUAGAAAAGUAUAGCACAGCAACAGGCUCUUUGACUGAGUUAAUUAAGAAUCAAGAUUGUUUAAUGUCAUUUUCAGUGCACAAGUUUAAAAGAGUCAAAAUCUGAUGAAGCACAAAAAAAACCUCAAUAAGGUAAAGAACACAAUAAUAGCGAAAACAUAAUAACUAUAAAAACAACACACACAAAGUGCUGGUGGAACACAGCAGGCCAGGCAGCAUCUAU
Messenger RNA from Hypanus sabinus (Atlantic stingray), 7934 nucleotides. It is a transcript of the gene cdcp1b, whose product is annotated as CUB domain containing protein 1b. Bases 974 to 3370 code for a protein of 798 amino acids. The transcript is spliced from 9 exons. NCBI's taxonomy places the organism in Eukaryota, Metazoa, Chordata, Chondrichthyes, Myliobatiformes, Dasyatidae. The record is from RefSeq and is a predicted model, not a curated record.